CGGUGGCCGGAAAGUUAAAGCGGGCAGCGCGGCCGCGGGAGUCAGAGUAGCGCGCGGACGCUGCAGCUGCCCGCGGAGGGCGCGGACCUGAGCCCUGACCCAGCACGGUAGCGGCCGGCGGGCUGGCGCGGCCGCCCUGGGACUGGCAGCGGUGCCCGGGUGCUUGCCUGUUCCUCCCACCCCGCGAUGGCAGUGGACAUUGAGUACAGGUACAACUGCAUGGCCCCCUCCUUGCGCCGCGAGCGGUUCAUCUUCAAGGCCUCGCCGAAGCCGAGCAAGCCCCUGAGGCCUUGCAUUCAGCUGGGCAGCAAGGAUGAAGCCAGCGGGAUGGUAGCCCCUGUGGUCCAGGAGAAAAAGGUGAAAAAGCGGGUAUCCUUCGCGGACAACCAAGGGCUGGCCCUGACAAUGGUCAAAGUGUUCUCGGAAUUCGAUGACCCAUUAGAUAUUCCGUUUAACAUCACUGAGCUCCUAGACAACAUUGUGAGUUUGACGACAGCAGAGAGCGAGAGCUUUGUUUUGGACUUUUCACAACCCUCCACAGAUUACUUAGACUUUAGAAAUCGACUUCAGGCCAACCGUGUCUGCCUUGAAAACUGUGUGCUGAAGGACAAAGCCAUCACAGGCACCGUGAAGGUUCAGAACCUCGCAUUCGAGAAGAUCGUGAAAAUCAGGAUGACAUUCGACACUUGGAAAAGCUUCACAGACUUUCCUUGCCAGUACGUGAAGGACACUUAUGCCGGUUCAGACAGGGACACGUUCUCCUUUGACAUCAGCUUACCUGAAAAGAUCCAGUCUUAUGAAAAGAUGGAGUUUGCCGUGUGCUAUGAGUGCAAUGGCCAGACGUACUGGGACAGCAACAAAGGCAAAAACUACAGGAUCAUCCAGGCUGAAUUAAAGUCCACUCAGGUCGAGCCACAACAUGGACCAGAUUUUGGAAUAUCCUUUGAUCAGUUUGGAAGCCCUCGCUGUUCCUAUGGACUGUUUCCAGAGUGGCCAAGUUACUUAGGAUAUGAAAAGCUAGGGCCUUAUUAUUAGUGACUGCAGUUGACAGUCGUGGCUCCGGUCACCCCGGCUUGGAGAAGCCAAGAGAAGAGCAAAGCUAAACUGCCAUCAGGCACUGUUUGUGGAAAGAAAGGAACCUGUUCACUUUUUUCUGAAACCAGCAAAUCCAGCUGGGUUUAGCUCACAGAACUGGCUUCUGGCUCAGAGGUGACACUCUGGUACGUUGUGACACUUGCAGCAGCCAUAAGAAUGAGCGGAAUGGUGCCAGGAAGGGUCUGGAAAGGAACCAAGCCUGUGGGCAGUGCUGGCGAGGCCAGAGGAGCCUGCCUCCUUUCUGCACUCAGAGGCAUGCAGGAAGUCCGUCACCUGAAAGUCACUCAGUCCCCAGCCUCCCCAGUGGGAUCCGCAUGCCCCAUCCACCUUUGGUGGUCUCCACCAUCCAGGCCUUUCCUGCUGCUUGGACCACCCUUUAACUCUGUGCUGUGACAAAGCCAUCACUGUGACGUCUGACAGGAUGUCACCGCUACAGAGGACACAUGCAAUCAGCUCCUUUUUCUGCAGGUUCAUUUUUUUGCUUUUCAUUUUUUUUCACAGUUCAUCUAAUGUUCAGAAGAAGAGAGUAAAGGCAAAUAAAUAGCCUGUGACUGAGAGAGGCAUUUCCUCUCCCCUCUUCCUGACCCCACAUCUGUAUUCCAGAGGACAGCAACGUCCCAGUGAUGGAAAAUCCUGUGUGGGGUCAUAGACUGCAGGGUGAUGACCAGGCAGGACAGUUGGCAUAUAGGACACUUGUAGCUUUUCCUCUUGGCUUUUUGGAAGAGCUUUCUAAGCACUCGCCAUCACUCUGAGUCACUAGAAGGCUCAAUGACUUGAUUUAUUUUCACUUGCUUGGCUGGUUCACCAGCCUCAUUCUUUCGCAAAGAAUUAUAGAUCUCUCUUUCCAGAGAGUCAUCUUGAUUCUGUGUUUAGAACAUAUGAUUUGCAGAUCCACGAAGCCCUCAAAAAAUGUUUGGUCUUAUUUUGCCUGCAGUAUCCAGGACACUUUGCAAGCACCCACGGACAUUGACUCGGGUGUUCUUAUUUAUGGUGUGCUAGUAUGUAAAAGGAUGGGGAGCAAAUCCUCAUCACAUUCUCAUAUGCUUAAAUGUUUGCCAACACUGAAAAAGCAGUGGUUAAUUGUUCUUAACCAUAUUGGACAAAAGUAUGUUGGAGAAUGCUAUUGUGAGACUCCUAGGACAUUCACUGUCAGAUGGAUUCCCCAAACCUGUGAUUUUUCCUGGGCAAGAUUGGUUUUUACUUAGGGAUAUUUGAAAAAUAUUUUUACAUAUGUAUUUGUAGAAAUGUUGAUUUUUUUUCCCUUAGUUUUGGAGUUUGGUUGAAGAACUAUUUAAAUCUCUAUUUGCCUGAUCUUACUAAAAGUGAGGUUUUCUUAGGCACGCAGGAAAAGGGAAUGCAUCUUUGCCGACCUUUGGAGGCACAGCUGCUGGACUUGUCAAGCAGAUUCUUGUGCUUGAAUUUUCCAGAUUAGUUGAAAAGAUCUCCUGCUUUCUGUGGCUUUGGAAUCAGUGUCAUGCAGGUAUCAAGUGCCUUGGCUCCUGAACUUUGAUAGUUGGGGACUAUUUUUCUUUUUAUUUUCAUUUUUGAACUUUUAUUUUCGUUUUGAACAUUUUCAGUUUUAACUGUUUAAUUGCUAAGUGGUAUUUGAUGUAAUUCAUGUUCCUAAAACUAGCUGUUACUAGUCUACAAUCGAGGGCUUUAUGUUUUGUACCUCUCCCAGGUGGAUAGCACUUUGGGAUUACGUGAUAAUGUAAUUUAUGGGGAAAUCACAUUUGUAUUUUAUGCUGAAAUUGGGCGAGACUGUGUUUUAUCCAAGCACCAAGCAUACAAAUGAUACUUUAAAUGUUACAGAACUAUUAAUAGCAUAAAUCCAAAUCCAGUGGAAGCAAAACUGAUCUUAUAUAUGUCAUGAGUUUUAUUUUGGGUUAAGAAGUGCCCCCCGCAAUGUUCGAAAGGCACAAAGUGCGCUGUUAUUUACAAGUUACCAGAGUAAGGAUGGUUCUGCAUUCCAAAGAAAAGGUCCUCAAGUGACUCUAGAAUAAAAUUUUUUGGUUUUGUGUAAUAAUGAUCCCGAGACAUUCCCCUGUCAAAAUUUGAAAUAUGGUAAUUCAAUGAUAAGUAUCUCUCCUAAAGCAGCUAUAAGCCCCCCACCCCUUCUUUCUCCCAGCCUUUUUGCUGGGGGCACUGGUUGCAAACCCCCAGCUGACACACCUAGGUAUGCACCCCACCCCUCUGUUCAGAAGGCAAGUCCUCACUUGCUUGCAGAGAGUCUGUUUCCCCUUGAAAGAACCUACUUGCCUGACUUCAAUGAUGAGGACUAAAUAAAUAAAUUAUGAAGACAGUCCCUUACUGGAGGUCUAAAGACCUUGCCUUUCUGCUCUUGCCCCCUGCAUCCAGCACCCUUUCUCCAUUUGCCGCAGUCUGCCUAUGAUUCUCUCGGAGGACCUUUCAGACGCAUUGAUAGAUUCUUUGUUCCUAGCUCACCGUUUAGGCCUCCACACUUCAGAGGCUGACAGGCUCCUUAAUUAGUCUUGGCUACAGCCUGACCUGGACCUCUGACUUCACCCCACUCUUGGUUAUGAUGACAAAUAGUCCCCAGUCUUCAUGUCUUUCCACUUACCCAGAAGUCCCAGCCUCCUGUCACUGUGCAGCAAUGCUGUGGUUUGACACUGGGGAAGCAACUCCAUUUUUGUUUCAUAUUUAUUUCCCACAGUGCCAUGGGGCACUUUAGCAAAUUGGGUGCAAUAAAUAAGCUGAACUAUGUAAAAUAUAUAAUAAAUAAACUUUCAGUGUUUCUGGGAAGAUGUUUCUUGAAAGCAUGAGAAGUGGGCUUUUUAAAAGCUAUUCUUGUUAGAAGGGAGCUAAUGAGAAAGAACAGAGCUAUGUGGGUCUCCAGAAAUUAGAAUAAUUGGAGUCAAUGGUGGAAUUUAUCUCUAAGAUUUAACUGUAAUGGUGAUAACAGUGAUAUGUUUUUUAAAGGUGUAAAUUUUGAACCACUUUGUAGUUUUUGAUCUUUACAUGGCAUUGCUUUCUUUUUUUUUUUUUUUUUUUUUGGUACCAGGAAUCGAACUCAUGACGUCAGGCUUGCCAGGCAAGCACUUAUGCUACUGAGCUAAAUCCCUGGCCUGGCAUUGCUUUUUAAAAACAAGUAUAAUGUACUCAUUUGGAUAUGAAUUGAGUUUUGUAUGCUCCUUUUUUUAGAAAUACCCGCUUUGUGGGUCUUCUCUCUCCCAAAGGACAGUGAUUGCAAACCUUGGUUGUCUUUUUAAAUUCCUCUGCUGGAUGCAGUCCCAGAGGCCCUUUGCUGGUGGCUGGGGGUAAUGAGGGGCUGUAUCUAAUUGUCUUUCCCCACAGGAUUACUGAAAUUGGAGAUAAGGAGUUAUACAUGUAAUGGGAUCUUACCUAUAAUGGGAUCUUACAGGGCUACCCGAAGACAAUUUGGCAGCUUAUCUUAGUUUCCUGAAGUGGGAGAACACUUCAGGGACAAUCAGUGUGUACUGGUCAUGGUUAUAAGUUGCAAAGUUGUGAAUACUUUUACAGUUGUGUUUGUGGAUCGGUUUGGAGACACUGCUGGGUGUGUGGGGACUUGGAAGCAUGCAGCUGUGAUGAUGUUGCAUUCUUACCUCAAUGUAAAUGUAGAAUUGAGGACUCAUCUUCAUUUUACGCCUAAAAGUGCCUUGUCGAGAAAUUUCUGCAUGUUUUUUAAAAAUAAAUAUUUUUGUACACAAAGUUAAAGGGGAAAUGCACUUUAAAAAAAAAAUCACAAGAAUGGCUGUUUUUUGUGUAUGUGUGGUACAAGAGAGUGAUUUGUUUGUAUCUAUCUCAAAAGCAAGAAGUAAUAAAGAUAGAAAAAACAAAA
Messenger RNA from Chinchilla lanigera (long-tailed chinchilla), 4915 nucleotides. It is a transcript of the gene Ppp1r3b, whose product is annotated as protein phosphatase 1, regulatory subunit 3B. The record is from RefSeq and is a predicted model, not a curated record. NCBI's taxonomy places the organism in Eukaryota, Metazoa, Chordata, Mammalia, Rodentia, Chinchillidae. The coding region runs from base 187 to 1035 and encodes 282 amino acids. Gene Ontology annotation, molecular function: protein phosphatase 1 binding; glycogen binding; protein phosphatase regulator activity. Gene Ontology annotation, cellular component: protein phosphatase type 1 complex. The transcript is spliced from 2 exons. Gene Ontology annotation, biological process: regulation of glycogen biosynthetic process; regulation of glycogen catabolic process.